This is a messenger RNA of Megalops cyprinoides (Indo-Pacific tarpon), 2601 nucleotides long. Its product is annotated as tyrosine-protein kinase SRK3. The transcript has 9 exons. The record is from RefSeq and is a predicted model, not a curated record. Gene Ontology annotation, molecular function: non-membrane spanning protein tyrosine kinase activity; signaling receptor binding; ATP binding. Gene Ontology annotation, biological process: cell surface receptor protein tyrosine kinase signaling pathway; protein phosphorylation; innate immune response. Gene Ontology annotation, cellular component: extrinsic component of cytoplasmic side of plasma membrane. The coding region runs from base 36 to 1472 and encodes 478 amino acids. NCBI's taxonomy places the organism in Eukaryota, Metazoa, Chordata, Actinopteri, Elopiformes, Megalopidae.
GGCAGUAGCAUCUGGCGCUGGCAUGGUCAACACAGAUGGGGAAUACUGUUUGCUGUGAGAAAACCCUGAAUGCGCUAUGGCUCAGGAAAGGGAAAGAGGAGCUGUACGACCCCAAGAAGGCCUUCACGUCCCUGUAUGAAUACAUGCCCCGCACUGUUAAAGACCUGAAGCUGCAGCGGGGCGAUUUGCUGGAGGUUCUGGAGGAGACAGAGCACUGGCUUUAUGUGAGGAAGCAGACAGUGGGCAGAGACCGAACUAAAGGAAUCACUGAGGAAAGAGGAUAUGUACCUAGGCAGUUUGUCAAGCCGGCGUGCAGCCUGGAAGCUCAGCCAUGGUACUUUGAUAGCAUUUCCAAGCGUAUGGAAGCCAAAAGAUGUCUGCUCAGAUCAGAGAAUGGUGAUGGGGCAUUCCUUGUGUGGAAGAGUGAAGUGAACCAGCACCACUAUCUGUCCAUCAGGCAUGGAGAGUUUGCGAGACAUUAUAAAAUUCUGGAAGCUGAUGGAUUGUUCUACCUCGUAUUACGCAAGAAGUUCCAGACUCUCACAGAGUUGGUGGAGUCAUAUGCCAAGGAUGCAGACGGUCUUUGUGUGAAACUGGAGAAACCGUGUGUUAAGCUGGAACAGCCAUCUCUGCCCACACUGAGCUAUGAGGACCCGUGGGAAGUGGAGAGGAGCUCUUUGCAGAAGGUGGAGAAGCUGGGCAGUGGAGAGUUUGGAGAGGUGUGGCGGGGGUUAUGGAAUGGCACCACAGAGGUGGCCAUUAAGGAAUUCAAGGUGAUGAAUUCAGACAUUCUGAAUGAGAUUGAGAUUAUGAAGAAACUGAAUCAUAAGCGCUUGCUGAAGCUUUGUGCUGUGUGCACCAAUAACGAGCCAUUCUGCAUCGUCACUGAACUCAUGAAGAACGGCAGCCUGAAAAGAUUCCUCAGAAACCAUAAACAGGCGAAGGAUAUUGAGUUCUCCCUCCUAAUGGACUUUGCCAUUCAGAUCACAGAGGGAAUGGCAUAUCUGGAAACUAAAGGUAUUGUCCACAGAGACCUAAGGGCGGAUAACAUUCUCCUCACAGAUAUGCAGUCCUGUAAGAUAGCCGACUUUGGCCUAGCACAGAACACCUUUUCAGAAGAACAGAAAUCUGACAUGGGGGAGAAGAUUCCGGUAAAAUGGAUGGCUCCGGAAAUCUUCAAAGGAGAGAAGUACACCACGAAGUGUGACAUCUGGUCAUUUGGAAUCCUGCUCGGUGAGAUUAUGACUUACGGAGAGGAACCAUAUUCAGGUAAAGAAAAGGCGUCGUGCAUAAACGCGGUGCUGCGAGGUUACCGCAUGCCUAAGCCCGCCGACUGCCCCCAGUCAGUGUACGACAUCAUGCUGCUGUGCUGGAAGUCAGACCCCCUGGAGAGACCAGCCUUCCUCAACCUGCAGGAGCGGCUGCUCACUCUGGUCCAAGAACCCGAGGUGGAUGGUGCACCAGCAACGUGAAGCAAGGAGAAGGACAUACAUUUUCCCCGGGAAAUUAUUACAGAAAAUUUUUCUCAUUACAUCAAACUUACCACAAGAACAUCUUACAUAUUUUGCCAUGACUUGUGAGUAAUUCACAUCAGUGUACUACGGAGAUUCCAAAUGUGAACAGAAAUUGUAGAUGCUGCUUAUCCCUGGUGUUUCCAGUGUAGAUGUGACUUGACAGGGGGCCAACACCAGUGAACAAGGCAUCAGUGGAUGCCUAUGCAUGAAAUGUCAUGAAUAUUAAAUAUUAAAAUAUAGAAAAUAUUAAUGAUUAAUAAUAUAAUUAAUUAAUAUUGUUAAUAUUACUGAAAGGGCAUUACUUAGAGAUCACUUUAGAGACACUGUAAGCACCACUGAAAAAUUAGGAGAUGUAAUCAAAUCCUAAAAACUGAACAUACCACAUAUAGCCUGGGCUAUGAUUGUACAUAAAGCAGCAUUAAUUGCAUUUCUUCAGUUAUGUAGCUAGCUAGUUUGAACUAAGUAUUGCACUUCAUAAGUCUGUUAUUAACCUCAGUACAGAUCUACUAUUUAGCUAAAAGAGUGUUUCUGAAUGUUUUAUAUUCAUAAAUUCCAUAUGUAUGCACUCAGCAGGAGGGACUCUGGUCAUAAUAAUCAUUUCUGUGUUCUGUGCCUUAUUUAUUUGUUACAAUGUGCAUAGUUAGUCACAAUAGCCAGAUAGCUAGAGUCUUUAGGGGCACAUUUUAUUUGGAGUGAGCUAACUAACUUAUUCUAUGAGAACAUAAUUCUUAAAAAUGCAUUUUUGAAUGUCAAUUAGCUUGAGCUGAUACUAUUCCGGUAAAUGACAUUUGUAGUAAUAUUUCAUGUCUUAUGUCUGAGACUAGAGGGUUCCACUGUGUCCCGGCUAAAUUCCCACUAUGGCCAUUUUUUUAAUAUGGCCAUCUAAUGAUUCCCCAGUUUAACUGGCUAAACAAUUCCCUCUCUCUACCUCUUCUGAUAUGUGGUGAUUUGGUGCAAAAUAUCUGCCAUGCAUCACAUAGGUAGGGGCUACACACAGGUGGAGGUUGGGGUGAGUCAUCCUCAACUUCAUUGUAAAGCACUUUCAGGUCCUUGAAAGAUGCUAUUUUAAUGUAACCUAUGUUAUUAU